AAGUGUGAAAGCCUUAUGUCUUGUUUAUUGCUACAUUGUUGUUUUUCUUUUGGGGUUUUAUAGAGACUUUAUUUUUGUGUAUUGUUGGGAUUUUUACGUUGUGUAAAGCACUUUUUAGCAUUGGUGUUUGAUAAGUGCUUUGUAAACAAACUAUGAUUUCUAAUGGGUAAAAGAGAGAAUGAGGAAUAGAAACAGUUGUUCAAAGGCCUGUUGGAAAAGAUUGUGUGAUGAUUGUUGUUGUCUUUUCUUCUGCGUAAGGAUACCCUGAGUCUUUGGGACCUUCACUACCUAGUCAUGAUUCACUGUUGGCCCGUUCUGGUCAUUCAUGACUUUGAACUCACCACAGAGUGCGACUCUGCCUCCAUGGUGGCCCAAGACAAAAGCUGCAUGAAGAUGAUUACACUGACCAAACAAGACUACUGUCAGAUCAACUCACUGCAAAUACGAUUUCUGCCCUCGAUGACUGUUUGUUACUCUCUGGAUGUGUCUUUAGUCUCCUGUCUCGUCCAGACAAAAAUAAACAUGGAGGAUAAUUAUGAUUCUAAAGGGGUGGAGAAUCUGAAGUCCCUGGUUUCCCACCUCUGUCAGCUCCUGGACCUGCACAAGAAACAGGAUUGCAGACUUUCACGUUCAGUCUUUGAGAAGGUGUGUCUUCUAUGAAAAACCCAUUUUACGAUAUACAAGUGUAUAAGAGAUGUUCCAGGUGAAGUCAUGAUAAGAUACGAUAUUCAUAUCUAUUUCUAACAGUAAAGUACUCAUGGUGUAAUGUUUAACCUUAUAAAGCAAAUGGACUGU
This is a messenger RNA of Labrus mixtus (cuckoo wrasse), 795 nucleotides long. RefSeq names its product kinetochore-associated protein 1-like. NCBI's taxonomy places the organism in Eukaryota, Metazoa, Chordata, Actinopteri, Labriformes, Labridae. The record is from RefSeq and is a predicted model, not a curated record. Bases 295 to 660 code for a protein of 121 amino acids. The transcript is spliced from 4 exons.